AUCACGUUACGGCACAGAUAUGCUCGUCCAUCCAUCUCCAUCAGAGCAGCGGAAACGUGCUGGUGUCGGAGAGCCUCGCACUGCCACCCCGAUCUGAACCGCUACGGCGCUCAGCAGAGGCCAAAAAGACUCCACAGUGCUUCCUCCCCUCGGUGUGUUCUCACGGGUUUUUUCUCUUCACGCAGGUUGUGAACCGCAAAAACCGCCAAGAUGUCCGAGAAAAAGAUGACUUCCAGCCGCAGGCAUCACCUGAAGAGCCUGAUCCUCCAAAUCGCCCUGAACUGGAUCGAGCAGGGGAAGAAGGAAGUAGCAGAGGCGAAGGAGGCCUACAUUUCCGAACACUGUCCCUCCCCGGACCUGAGCGGAGACCAGGCUGCCCUCAUGGAAGUCUGCAAGAAGCUCCACGCCGCCAUCGACAAGAUCGACGAUGACAGGUACGACGCCGAGGCCAAAGUGCGGAAGGCCGACAAAGAGAUCGAAGACCUGAAGAUCAAAGUGGUGGACCUGAUAGGCGUGAAGAAACCUGCCCUGAAGAAGGUUCGCAUGUCUGCUGACUCCAUGCUUCAGGCUCUGCUGGGCUCCAAACACAAGGUGACCAUGGACCUGAGGUCCAACCUGAAGCAGGUGAAGAAGGAGGUGAAAGAGGAGCCGACGGAAGCAGUGGGCGACUGGCGGAAGAACAUCGAGGACAAGGCCGACAGGAAGAAGAUGUUCGAGACUUCCUAAACGUAUCGCCGCCGUUGGUCUCUCUGUUCAUAUGAACUCCACGUGUCUCGUGUCUGUUGGUUGAAUCGGGCGGUUGCUGUAUGUUUCGGUCAAAUCACACGGCAGGUUGAGCAGCAGGUUGGCAUGUCUGAGAGGAGUCGCUCUGGAGGAGGUUUACGUUGUCUGAGGGUUUUCUUUUCGUUCUUUUUUUUCCUUUUCACUUUGUUUUGUCCGGAGGGAGGGGGAGGUGCUUUUGAGGGGUUUCUGCAGGUUCAAGCACCAACACACGGCGCCAAGUCUUAA
Molecule: messenger RNA, 1008 nt
Organism: Xiphias gladius (swordfish)
Lineage: Eukaryota; Metazoa; Chordata; Actinopteri; Istiophoriformes; Xiphiidae
Product: troponin I, fast skeletal muscle-like
Exons: 6
Coding region: 211-726 (171 amino acids)
Biological process (GO): muscle contraction
Cellular component (GO): troponin complex
Source: RefSeq, a predicted model, not a curated record